AUGGUGAUGAGGCGGUGCAUCGUUGUGAGGUCUAUCGCGCAGUUGGCUGUGUUUCUGCGAGACGUCGUACAGCACGCCCCUCCCUCAGGCAUUUCUUUGGUUGAUGUCGAGUCCGAAAUUAAAGAACGCAUGCAAGCAAUGAAAGCUGGGGCCGACGUGCUGGAGCUUUCUUCAUCUUGGAGAGAGGCACUGACCGAAGUGAAUGGCACACAUUUUAUCAGCGGGACAACAUUGUACCCCUGUAACUGGGAGGAGAAGAUGCAGAACGUUGCAGCUUCUAUACCGUAUGAGGGGGUAAUAGAGAAAGAGCUUAUUGGAAGAAUUAUAGAAGAGGAGUCGCGUUUUUUACCAGCUGUUUCUCUUGGCGAACCUAUCUCCAAAUGGGUACAGCGUCGAUUCUCAAAUAUUCUCUGGGUCUCUCGCUCAGCAACGAAUGGGACUCCCAUCUACCGUGCUGUUGGAGAACCAUUAUCAAUGGAGGCAGAGUGCAUCGCCAGGGUACUGCAGUUACUGGGUCGCAGGAAACUUCCAGUGUAUACUGAUGUGAACCUUAUUGUCCCGCUUCUCCCUGUCUCCAUGAGUCCUAAGAAAGGGAACUGGUUGCGCUUCUUUGAGCGCCAAGCCGUACAGGAUCACUUUGAUGUGGAUGUUGAGGCGUAUGUUCGUGUGUCACCUGACUGCUCCCCUUCUACCGUGUUUGUAGACGCCACAAGUGUGGAGGUGGCACGGGUCGAUGAUAUGUUAGCGGCGAAAGGUAUUUUGGACUCCCUCUGUGCAAUCAAGGUAUUUCGUCGACCAAAUGACCCCGUAUGGUCUACAGAUGAUGUCAUAGUACAAAGCUUUUUGGAGCCGGAGCAUGCCAUUGGUGCAGCAAUAGCCCUUAUGGAAAAGAGGAACGAUUUGAAGGUGUAUAUCCUCUGUGGUGAUGGAGCGAAGGAACGAUAUAAAACCGCGCUGGGCGAUUUGCUAGGGCAGGAAGAGACGAUAAUUACGAUAUGUACGCCAAACAGUAACGAGGAGAUAUCCGUGAAGAAACGAUAA
Molecule: messenger RNA, 1041 nt
Organism: Trypanosoma cruzi
Lineage: Eukaryota; Euglenozoa; Kinetoplastea; Trypanosomatida; Trypanosomatidae
Exons: 1
Coding region: 1-1041 (346 amino acids)
Source: RefSeq, a predicted model, not a curated record